This is a messenger RNA of Rotaria sp. Silwood1, 939 nucleotides long. NCBI's taxonomy places the organism in Eukaryota, Metazoa, Rotifera, Eurotatoria, Philodinida, Philodinidae. The record is from the annotation of a GenBank genome assembly.
AUGCAGACACUAUUUGGCACAACAAUCUAUGAAAAUAUUCGCUUUGGUAAAGAGAAUGCAACAAGAGCUGAGAUCGAAGAAGCCGCACGUCAAGCUAAUGCGCACGAAUUUAUUAUGCAAUUGCCCGAUAAAUAUGAGACAAUCGUAGGUGAACGUGGUGUUCAGUUGAGUGGCGGUGAAAAGCAACGUGUGGCUUUGGCACGUGCUCUUGUCAAACAGCCGAUCUUGCUUUUGUUGGACGAAGCAACAAGUGCUCUUGAUAAUACCAAUGAAAAGAUCGUCCAAGAAGCACUCGAUCUAGCUUCCAAAGGUGCAUCUGGUUGUGGAAAAUCGACUGUGAUUCAGCUCCUCGAACGAUUUUACGAUCCGUUACAAGGUCAAAUCUAUCUCGAUGGUGUCGACAUUCAACAACUGAAUAUACAAUGGCUACGUUCGUGUCUUGGUCUUGUUAGUCAAGAGCCUGUCUUGUUCGAUUUAACUAUUGCUGAAAACAUAGCCUAUGGUAAAGAGAACACGUUAUUAGAAGAUAUUAUCGAUGCAGCCACCAAAGCAAAUAUUAAUGAUUUCAUUCAGCAGUUACCUCAAGGCUAUGAAACCAAAGUGGGUAUGAAAGGUGGUCAGUUAUCAGGUGGUGAAAAGCAACGUAUUGCCAUUGCUCGAGUUCUUCUUCGUCAACCAAAAAUAUUGCUGUUAGACGAAGCAACAAGUGCAAUGGACUCUUACAAUGAACAGAUCGUGCAAGAAACGCUUGAGAAAGCUCAAAUGAACGAUUCAACUCGAACUUCACUGAUUAUUACUCAUCGUCUGUCGACAAUUCGUUCAUGUGAUUGGAUACAUGUUCUUAACAAAGGAUAUCUGAUAGAAAGUGGUACUCACGUAGACCUAAUGGAACGACGUGGAGCCUACUAUCGUAUGAUUAUGUGCAGCAAUGCUUCAUAG